AUGAUUAUCCCUGUUCGUUGUUUCUCCUGCGGAAAGGUCGUUGGUGACCUUUGGGAACGUUACUUGCAGCUGCUGGACGAUGGUGUUCCCGAUGGUGAUGCUAUGGACCAACUUGGCUGUAAACGGUACUGCUGCCGACGAAUGAUCAUGACUCACGUGGAUCUGAUCGAAAAGCUCCUUCGCUACAACUCCGCCGAGAAGGAUCGCUCCAAGGCUCAAGUAUAA
Molecule: messenger RNA, 225 nt
Organism: Penicillium antarcticum
Lineage: Eukaryota; Fungi; Ascomycota; Eurotiomycetes; Eurotiales; Aspergillaceae
Product: DNA-directed RNA polymerase core subunit RPB10
Exons: 4
Coding region: 1-225 (74 amino acids)
Biological process (GO): tRNA transcription by RNA polymerase III; transcription by RNA polymerase II; transcription by RNA polymerase I
Cellular component (GO): RNA polymerase I complex; RNA polymerase III complex; RNA polymerase II, core complex
Molecular function (GO): DNA binding; DNA-directed RNA polymerase activity; zinc ion binding
Source: RefSeq, a predicted model, not a curated record